CACACACACACACACAGUUCUUUCCACUGCAACCCUGACUCUUAAUUUGUCUGUCUUUUUCCCUCCUAUCAUCUGUCAUUCGCUGAUCACCUACUGUACCUUCUCUUCUCUUCUCUUCUCUUCUUUUCUCUUCUCUUCUCUUCUCUUCUCUUCUCUUCUCUUCUCUUCUCUUCUCUUCUCUUCUCUUCUCUUCUCUUCUCUUCUCUUCUCUUCUCUUCUCUUCUCUUCUCUACCUCCACCAUCAUUUCCUGCUCUUCAUCCAUCCAUACUGGUAAUUCCUUCCUCAUUUGAGUACAAGGAACAGUUUUGUACCCCCUUCUGAUAAGCUGGGUUCAGAGAGAGAGAGAGAGAGAGAGAGAGAGAGAGAGAGAGAGAGAGAGAGAGAGAGAGAGAGAGAGAGACAGGGUGGUGGGCAUGUUGAAACCUGUUCACAGCCAGAGCUGCUGCAGACUGGACCCCCUCUCAACCACCACCACCACAACAACAACAGCAACAACCACUGAACCCCACAACACAAAGCUUUAGAGAGACCUCUUCGCACCAGUUUGGCCUCGUGGUGCCACCAGAACAUCAGAGCCGUAAGCCCCAUCAGCUUUGAUGGAGGAGGCGGAGGCACCAAAGAACAGAGGAGGAGGAGGAGGAGGAGGAGGAGGAGGAGGAGGAGGAGAGGCCACCAACACCAGAGGAGGACCUCUGGAUGUCCCAUCUGAAGAUGUGGUGGUGGAGGUAGCCAAUCAGCUGGGGGACACCACCACCUCCACCAUCACCACCACCACCGCCGCCACCGCGGACAGCAAGUUGCCAAACCACCAGAGGAAAAACAUCCGCGUGGUGGCCAAGCCUCUUGCCACCACCACCAAUCACAACGGCAGAGACGAGGCCAAGUCCCGCCCUGGUCUACAGGGAUUGGACGGCGUGGUGUCCAAGAGGGUGGUGUUUGAGAAGUGGGCGGCGGUGUCUCAGAGUGGCGGCAGCAGCAGCAGUGGCGGCGAAGAGCGGCCGAGUACCAAGCGGCAGCUGUCGGCCGAGAGCGUGGCCAAGUGCGUGAGCCUCAGCAAGAGGCGGGAACCGGGGACCGUGCCACCUCCCGCGGCCGUGGCAACAGUGGCAGUGGCACACGCGGACACACACGCGGAGGGCAGCAGUAGCAACAAAAACAACACACACACUCCCUCCUCCUCCUCCUCCUCCUCCUCCUCCUCCUCCGUCUCCUCCUCUUACUCCUCCUCCAAAGUGGGCAGCAACAGUGGAGGCAUAGGGAGCCCUGCUGCCAGGGCAGGGAAACCCCUCGCGGGUCUGCUUGCCCAGCAGCAGCCGCAGCAGCGGGGCAGCAGGAGGAGGAUGACUCGCAAACAGCUGUUCAAAUGCACAGAUGUGUUCCGGCGGGUGGACACGCACGCCAUCAGUGCCGGACAGGAGCUCCGCGAGAAGAGUGUGUUUUCUGCAUCCACCAUUGCACAGAGUGUGACCCAAGAGGCCCGGACAGAGUUGGAAAAACUGCGAGCUAUCUGGGUGUGGCUGUGUAACAACAUUGUGUAUGAUCUGGAGGGUUAUUUGGGUGAGAGUCCAAAGCUGUGUUCCCCUGAUGAGGUCAUCAAAGAGGGACGCGGAGUCUGCUGUGGAUACUCCAGCGUUUGCCUGGAGAUGUGCCGAGAGGUGGGCAUCAAGUGCCAGGAGGUGAGUGGCUACAGCAAGGGCAUCGGCUACCAGUCUGGCGGGCUGCAGCGCGGGGCAGAGUUGGGGGCGGAGUCGGAGUCGGACCAUAUGUGGAACGGGGUGUGGCUGGAGGGCCAGUGGUGGCUGCUGGACGCCUGCUGGGGGGCCGGGAGAGUGGACAUGAGGACCAGGAGCUUCAUUAGGAACUACGAUGACUUCUACUUCCUGACGGAGCCCAGCGAGUUCAUUGACACGCAUUUCCCCGACCAAUCAGAAUGGCAACUGCUGGACACGCCCAUCGACUGGGAGGAGUUUGCGAAGAGGGCCGUUACAUCAUCAGCCUUCUACAGCCUGGGCUUAAAACUCAAGCAGCACCACAGAGUGACCACGGAUGAUGGCCAGGCGAAGGUGUGCAUGAGCUUCCCUCGGCCCAUGAGUGUCACCUACGAGCUGAUUCUCCACCACGCCCUCCAGGCGGCCGACACACCCCCACCCCACACCCCCAUGCAGACGCAGUCAGACGCCCCGACCACCCUCCAGGACAGACCUCCACCUCGGCUCCUCCAGAGGGCCGACUCCUGCAACUCCUCAGCCCGGCUCAGCGUCACCUCCCUGGGCAUGACCUUGCAGCUCAGUCCCCCAGCGGUGGGCUCCUACGACCUGCAGUUGUUCGCCCGUCCCCUGUCCGAGGAGGUGCAGCACGUCUGGGUGUGCACCAUGGAGGUGGUGUGCCCGCUGGUGGCCGAGAGAGAGGAGAUCCCGCUCAACCCCUUCGUGAGCUGGGGGCUGAGCGCGGGCACCAAGGAGCUGGGGGUGGAGAGUUCUAAUACAGGAAGUGAUGUCAUAGAGGUGGGGGAGGGCGGCGAGUACGCGUUGACCGUCAAGACGUCACGGCCGCUCAUGAUGCUGUGCGAGUUGGCCCACAUCUCCCUCGAGCCCGCCCUGGCCAAGCGUUGCCUAGCGAUGCAGAUCGGCCCCGCCCAGCUGGCGUGUCACGUGAUCUGUCCGCUGCGCGGCUUCUACAGGCUGUCGGUGUUCGUGCGGGACUACAGCGCCGCCGACGGGAACUUGCAGAACGCGGGCAAUUUCCUACUGCAUUGCCGUAACACCAACACCGGCCCUGUGGACAGCCUGUUCCCCCCUAACCUCAGCCCGUGGUGCGGUCCGGGCACACGGACGGAGCAGGCCGGGCUGUCUCAAUUCAGCCACGCGGGGCCCGUGGUCAGCCUGCCUCAGGGGCGCUGCAACAUCAGCUUCCACAAGAACUGCCCCGACCUUCAGGUGCACGCGGGCCUCAGCGCGGAGCCGCACCAGGAGGCUGCCCAGGGCCUCAGCACGGAGCUGCGCGAGGAGGCCCCCUUCCCUCUGUCUCGCCACCUCCUCCUCACCCAGAUGGACGGGAAGGUGACGGUGAGUGUGUGCGUGCCGUGGUCGGGCGUCUACCGCUUGUCCCUGUACGGGCGCCAGCCCCCGCAGCAGGACUACUCUCCCCUGUGCGAGUACGUGCUGAGGAGCGCGUGCCAGGAGCGGGGCGAGCCCUUCCCCUGCGUCUACGCGGCAUGGGGCCGCGGCUGUGUGCUGCUGGAGCCCCGAGGCGGAGUGUUGCUCGCCGGACAGCAGGUCACGUUCCGGGUGCGCGUGCCCGGGGCCAGGAGCGUGUGCGUGAUCGGCGGCGACAAGCACACGGAGCUGAAGAUGAACAAGAGUCGCGUGUGGGAGGGCCAAGCGGUCGCCGGUCACGGGGGUGACGUUAAACUUGCCGCUGCAACGGCCGAGGCGGACAACAUGGCUAUCCUGAUGACCUGGGACGUUCGCAGCCUCCCUAAUGAGCUCUGAGCUUUAACCCUUUGAGGUGUGCAACCAUGCAUGAUUAGAACAUAAAAAAAAUCUGAGUUCUCAUUAUGAUGUCACAAUACCCUGAGAGAUUUUUUACACAAAUGUCUAUGGGAGCAGUAGAAUGUACGUGUAAAAUUCUAGAAGGACGGGGGGGUGGGUAAUUGUUACUCCUCAAAGUUAAAGAGCCUCUGAAGGUCAUAGUGUGAUGCCAUGGAGACUUUGCAAGCAAUCUAAGCUACAAAAUACUACCUACAGUACAUACAAAUGCCUCAACCUCGCCAAGGAUUCUUCCCAGAACUGGAAAUGACAGAAGCAUGAAACCCAGUGUUUAAAGAUGGCACUAUAAUGACUACAUGCUGUUAGAAGGCUGCUUCUCUCGGAACCUCUCUGACUAUAAUUAGGACCAUCAAAACAAUUCUUAAAAAGUUCUCAUUUUUCUCAAGUGUUAUUUUCUCUGCCAAUCUCAAACUGGACGAUAAGGCUUGUUUGUAUUUUGUUUGUAUGUUCCUGUUUUUUUUUCUCUCCUGCUAAUCUCAAACUGGAUGAUAAUGCGUGUUUGUAUUUUGUUUGUAUUUUCCUGUUUUUUUCCCCUGCUGAUCUCAAACUGGAUGUUAAUGGUGCUGUCAACAUGGACUCCCAGAAACCUCUCAACACGGUGCUGACUGAGCCUGCUUUCAACAGGAGUCAGGACACGAAACCCCAUAGAUUCCUCUGUCUGUCUGUCUGUGUCCGUUUUAUUUCCAGCUCACCGUCUAUGAUGGAAAGACUCCACAGUCCCAUGAGUCCCUCCGUGUGGUGGUGGUGGUGCUGAGAGUUGCCUGCUUGUUGCCUUGAAACUGCCCCCAGGGUUGCCAGAUGAGGCUGAUUAUUUCCAGCCCCAAAAUGCUCAAAAUACCGCCUAGAAGCACUAAAUCCUGCCCCAAUUCUAUUGAUUUCUAUGGCCAAAAAAUUGCCAUUUUUCCUGCUAAAUGCCAUUUUUACCCCCCAUCCCCAAGCAAAAAUGCCCAAUCUGGCAACACUGACUAGCCCCUGCUGUGAGUGGGUGUGUGUGACAUGUCAUUUGGGUUUAAUGGCAUUACCGUGAAGAAGGGGGGGGAAAUGCCUGCUUGCUUGUGAUAUUAACCGCAAAGUGUGACCACCAAAUGUCAUUAAGAUCUAUAACGCCGCUACGUACUGAGACACACAAUGGAGUCGUUUCUACAAUAACACACUAUUCAAUUAAAACACGGCUCCUGGUCUGGUCUGGGGCAGACAGUGACUCCUAGCUCGUUGUCGGCCAAUGGGGAGGCCUGUUUACAUGCCAGUGUCAUGGCAAUCGCCGGCUACAAAAAUAGACCCCAUUCUUCGAGGUCGGAGUGCUGUAAAAAUAAACAAUAGGCCAAAACUUUGUGUGUUCGUUUGUGCGUGUGUGUGUGAGAGUGGACAUAGGGACUCUGGGGACAAAAUGAUGUCAGAUAUAAGCAAUGCCCUUUAUUGUGAGUGUGUGUGUGUGUGUGUGUGUGUGGUAGGCCUAACUCUGUCUAUGGUCACCUGUGCUCUGUCUGUAGUGUAAUUUAAGGGGUAGGGCUGAACUGUACUAUAUGUUUGUGUGCUAUGUUGCUGUGUACUUAAAGUCCUGCCUAAGUCUGUGGAGUUCAUCUGUGUUUCCUACCCAUCAUUAUGUGCUGUGGCACAUGGGGAACCCUGGCAUGGGAACCCAUUUGUUAGUCGCACACAUGAUUAAAACCUUAAUUGUCCACUGUUCUUUUAUUUUUCUUAUAUAAUAUGCUGAUAGAAAAAUGAAGUGGUUGUAUUUACUAUAGAUGGUGUGUGUAUUUAGAUGAUGUGCGUGUGUGUUUGUAUGUACAUUUCCUGUUGUGAUAAGUGUGGGGCUUAAAUAAUGUAAGAGGUGUUUGUGAUAGGAUUGUGUAUACAUGAGGGUGCUUAAUCUGUUUAGGCUGACUGACAGUGUGUCUACUGGCAGCAUGUUAUGUGACAGUAUGUGCAUGUGCCUUUUGUAUGUGGUACACAGGCAUGUGCGUGAGGGUCAGGAAGGGGAUGUAUACACAACUGAAUUCCACGCAUACCCCUCGCACCCUCAGACAUUCUGGUUUCCCUCAGACACACACACACACAAACAUCAAACAGUCAGCUUUCUCUCUCAGGCGAAUAAUACGCUAACCAUGUCCUGGGUUUACACUUUGUAGGCCUAUAUUUUAUUUUAGCAAUCCUUUGUUUUAGCAGGGCAGUCACAUUGCAAUUCUUUAGUCUCUUUUGCAAAUGACCCCUGGUCAAGCAAGGAAGGAUUUAAGUAACAGGACACACACACACACACAAACUAUCGAAAAUUGCUGCCUCACCCACUCUAAAACUAGCAGUAAUCCCCUCUUACACACAGCUGUGCUGAGAAAAAAAAACCUUUGUAGUGAUGCAGCUGUUUAACAGCCAAGAGGAUAAAGCUGGACACACACGCGCAUGCAUGCACACACAUACAAAGCUCCCUCUCCCACAACACAACUCCAUUAAAAUAUUAAAAACUGAGUCGGAUUCAUCAGGCAUAUAAAUAUUUAAUGGAUUUUUCUGAGGCUGGCCGAGACCACAGUUAAAUGAGAGUAUCAAAAAAAAAAAAAAGGAAAAAAAGCAUCAGU
Messenger RNA from Engraulis encrasicolus (European anchovy), 6119 nucleotides. RefSeq names its product kyphoscoliosis peptidase (gene ky). The transcript has 7 exons. The record is from RefSeq and is a predicted model, not a curated record. Lineage: Eukaryota; Metazoa; Chordata; Actinopteri; Clupeiformes; Engraulidae. Gene Ontology annotation, cellular component: cytoplasm. The coding region runs from base 598 to 3492 and encodes 964 amino acids.